GUUUCCCUGACAAAUCAAAAUUGACUUUAAAUUGACAACUGAAAUCAUGAAACUCUUCUCUUGAAGCAACUGUAAAGACUAGUAGAGCAAGACUUGUCUAUGGAGGGUAGUAAGAUUGUGUAUGGUCGAUAUAACGACCUUCUGAAAGGGCUAGAUAUAGGUUCUGUAUGUGAAUACUUCCUACACCAGAGUCUACUAACAUCUCAAGAAGUUCAGACUGUACUCUAUGAAGUGGAUGAUCAAAGCAAUAAGAGACGGCUAGCUAAGACUCUAGCUGAUAAAGGAACGACAAGGUUUUCUGAGAUAAGUUCUAUGAUUCGACAAUGUCGAUCCACUGCUCGUAAAGAGUCGGGGUCAACCAAUCAGGGUGAGGUUUCACUUAUAUCAAGAUCUGCCCCAAAUAAUCGUCUGGAGUCUCCCAAGAAACGUUCACAAAUGGAUCCUUUCUCAGUGCUUUUCUUCACUUUCAUCUCUCAACUCAAGUCCUACUGGCUGACUCACGGAGGACCAACAUGGCUAGACGAUGAUGUUUUCGAUGACACCAUAACUGACUACUUUCCACCUGAUGUAGUGCGAGUGAUUUCUCAAAAGAUCGUGCCCAUUAAAUUGUCUGUAAUAUUAGAAGCCUAUCAGCAACUAAUCAGUAAAACGUCUGAUACAGAAGACAAUUCGACUGUUAGCUUGAGGAGCACUCUUGAAAAAUCAGAAGAGAGGUGCAAGCAACUGGUUGUAGUGACCCAACAGUGGGCUCUCGAGUGUGGAGACAAAGACAAGGCGAUUUCUAUCUAUGAGGCUGAGACUAAGCAGUUAAAGGAUGUUAUUGUUCAGCUUGAAAAGAGAAUUGGCAAGUACAAACGAUACUGGCAGGACAACCGCUCUCUUGAAGAAAUGAGAACUGAAGUUGAACAGCGAAAAAUUCUCCAUGACAAAGUACGAGAAGACAAAGAGAGGUUUGAAAAACAGACACAACAUCACAGUCAGGAGAACAAACGACUUAUUUCAACAAUAGAGACACUCAAAGAUCACCUUGCUGAAGCUGAAGACAGAUUGGGGAAUAUGAAACUGCAAGCUACCGUGAAAGAGCCUGCUGUGCGGGAAAUGACGCUACUGAGAUCAGAGCUACGGGAGAGCCAGAUGGAAAAUCAACGAUUGUUUGAUGAGAGGAAGCAAAUGGAAGACGAGGUAAUGGCUCUAAAAAUGACACUUGAGGAGUAUGAACGUGUUCCAGUUCAACCACCCGCAGCCCCAAAGCCCAAACCACGAACUCAGGCUAUGGUAACCGGGUUUCGCCCAAGACAGUACAAACAAGUGGACAGGGAUGUUCAUGUUUUUACCCGAGACCCGGUAGUUGACAACACCUCAAUCGACUAUGACAGUGAUUCAAGCUCUGAAGACUCCCUUCCGAGCUCCAACAUGAGCUCUCAACCCUCUAAGAGUAUGGAUGUGGACCCCACUCCAUUUAGAAGAAGUGACUUUGAAUCUGAUGAGAUCUCUGUUGGUCUGCCAGCUGGUGACUACACCCUCGGUACUCGCUACCCCAGCCACACCACCAUCAAGGUGGCUCCUUUGGACCACCCCCCGACAAGAUGUGCUGAAGUUGUGAGCAGAGAGAAGGUUUGCCCGAGCUGUAAUCGUGCUUUCAUGGCUCUAAGCGACAGAGAGUUUCAAUCCCACUUCGCUCACUGCUUCAAGUAACAAGGAAAGUAAAGAAACACAAACAUACUAUUAUCCAUGAAGGAUCAAAUUUUUGUAUGCAGCUGUAAUUACUGCUUUUAUUCUCAUAAUGAUUAUCAUUGUGCUAACGUGUGACCUAUAGUAUACUAAUAAUUAUUAUGACUCAUGA
Molecule: messenger RNA, 1843 nt
Organism: Halichondria panicea
Lineage: Eukaryota; Metazoa; Porifera; Demospongiae; Suberitida; Halichondriidae
Exons: 9
Coding region: 100-1695 (531 amino acids)
Source: RefSeq, a predicted model, not a curated record